This is a messenger RNA of Aspergillus steynii IBT 23096, 1667 nucleotides long. RefSeq names its product MFS general substrate transporter. The record is from RefSeq and is a predicted model, not a curated record. The coding region runs from base 1 to 1476 and encodes 491 amino acids. Gene Ontology annotation, biological process: transmembrane transport. The transcript is spliced from 3 exons. Gene Ontology annotation, molecular function: transmembrane transporter activity. Lineage: Eukaryota; Fungi; Ascomycota; Eurotiomycetes; Eurotiales; Aspergillaceae.
AUGGGAAAACAAAAUUCAGGUAUUUCGCCAGAGACGUCGGACUCUGGUAAUUUGAAGGGGGCCAAUUCAGAGACGUCUAUUCAUUUGGAGGAUGUACCUUCGUCUGCUCCGCAGGAGUCAUGGCAUUGUGAAUCUCCAAACAACCCUCGCAACUGGCCGCAAUGGAAGAAGAACGCGCAGAUUCUCGUGGUGGCUUUCCACUCAAUGGCAGCAACAUUCAUGGCUGCUGGUAUCAUUCCGGCAUAUGAUACCAUGGCGGAAGAAUAUAAUGUCACUGUGCCGGAAGCCAGUUAUCUCACUUCUAUUCAGAUCUUGCUUCUAGGACUGUGCCCUUUUGUUUGGAAACCCAUCACUUCGAUCUAUGGCCGGUAUCACGUCUUUCUGUUUUCCGUGCUGGGGAGCAUGGUAUGCAACAUUGGAGGCGCAAGAUGCACAACAUAUGGAGCUCAAAUGGGGACGAGGAUUCUCACCUCGAUUCUCAUCUCGCCGCCAAUAGGCAUCGGAAGUGGCGUGAUCACAGAGCUAUGUGAACCAGAAAAGCGAGCACAAAAGCUAGGAUGGUGGACUGUGAUGAUCACGCUGGGCACGCCUAGCGGGCCUUUCAUCAUGGGGUUUGUUGCCAAGCACAUUGGUAUCGAAUGGAUCUUUUGGAUUUUCGCCAUAAUCAACUUUGUCCAAUUCAUCGCGUACCUAGUCCUCGGUGCAGAAACUAUGUAUCUGCCUCAAAAGGAUGCUUCCCUGCAGACAAACGAGGCUAGAAAAGGUGUAUUCAACAAGCUCAUUCCUCGACGACUUGAUGCACGCUCCCUCAGGAUGCGCGAGUUCAUUGAGCCCAUCUUCCUUUGCCGAUAUUAUGCGGUCCUGAUCCCUGCGGUUGCCCAUUCCAUUGUAUUCUGCUAUGGUAACAUCGCGUUGAUCGUGGAGAUGCCAAUUGCAUUCGGAGAAAAGUUCGCCUUCGAUGCUCAGCAGAUAGGGCUACAAUUCAUUGCCAUCAUCAUUGGAUGCCUCCUAGGUGAACAACUGAGUGGGCCCCUCUCGGACUGGUUCUUGAGAGGGCUUAGCAAAAGGCGAGGCUAUACUCGUCCAGCAGAUCGGUUAUGGCUCUCCUAUAUUGGAUUCGGCACCGUGGUCGCAGGACUUCUGACCUGGGGCUUUCAGUUGGACAAGGCCACGUCUUGGAAUGUUACGCCCUGUAUUGGCGCGGCAAUCGCGAGCUUUGGCAACCAAAUCAUCACGACAAUACUCAUUUCGUUCGCGGUCGAUAGCUAUAAGGAGCAGUCAACCAAUGUUGGAGUCUGCAUAAACCUUUUCCGCCACAUUUACGGAUUUAUCGGACCAUUCUAUUUCCCUCCUAUGUUUGAAACCCUGCAUUUCGCCGGUGCGGCAGGCGUUAUGUGUGCGAUCAUCGGAGUUUGCGCUUUGGUUCCAACCGUUGCGGUUCAAUCGGUGGCGAGUCGUUCAACCCACCAAGCUUAGACACUAGUGCACGGAGAGAUAAAUCGAUUCAAUAGAUAGAAUGCUGAUGGAGGUUGGCCGAGAUGAAUAAGGAGUCGGGGGAUAGGCGGAAACAAGAAAUGAUGAAGACACUCCUCGCACCCAUUUUAGUCAAUAGAGACUGCUUGGCACACUAUUCAACCAGGACAUAUCUUGAAGAUCGGUCAAGUCAA